Molecule: messenger RNA, 1472 nt
Organism: Toxotes jaculatrix (banded archerfish)
Lineage: Eukaryota; Metazoa; Chordata; Actinopteri; Toxotidae
Gene: cep15
Product: chromosome 3 C3orf14 homolog
Exons: 4
Coding region: 43-441 (132 amino acids)
Source: RefSeq, a predicted model, not a curated record
ACCGUUGCAGGGACAGAUGAACGCGGCUUUUGCUUCCUGGAAAUGGAAUUACUGGAGAAACACGAGGAAAUUUUAGGAAGAAGAGCAGAGCUGCUGGAGCAGAUGGAGGGCCGCAGAGAGCAGCUGAAGGUCCUGAGGAAGCAGCGGAUGAAGGAGUCUGAGGCCGCUCGUCACAGGAAUGCUGCGUUGCUGCAGGAGUUACAGAAGAUAGAGGAUCGUCACAGAGGGAGACAUCUGUCACACCCAAAUGUCCUGGCUCUGGAGACAAGAUACUGGCUGUCUGUGGAAGAGUCCAUCCUAGACUGGGAAAACUUCCUCCUGGGUAAAGGCCCACACCCAACUGAUGGUCCAGGACAGGCGCCCAGGAGAGCCAAACAGAAACCCGGCACAGCUAAAGACCAGGGCCUGCCUCCUCGGCCAAAACCUAGGACUGCUAGAUAGGUGAGAGGUGAUUUGUAUGGCACUGUUGUAGCCUGAAGAAUACCUUUGACAGUAAAGUCACAUGAUGCAAAUAAGCACAAGUCAGGUGAUUUUUGUACCCACUUCAGAACAACAUUGUGAUAUUGGUCAGACCCACGUCUGCAGUUGAUCUGAAUGGGUCCAGAGCAGAGCAGAGCUGGGUGCUGGUUAGAGGGCCCCCCAGCUUUGAUCAGCUGGUGCUUCUUUCGUGGUUGGACUUAAUUCAGGGAUAUCAACAUUUCAGUGUUAUUUAACCAACUCACUGAAAAGCUGAUCAUGCAGGAUAACGUCAUACCGUGUCCAGCCUGACAGCAGCAGGAGCCUGAGUGUGCUGAGUUUCUGAAACCUGUGUCAGUGUUUGAGUAAUGUUGAGUAAAAACCACUAGAGGGAGCCAGUGUUAUAGAUAAAAAGAAAAAGCUCACCGUGUGGAAGGCAGCACCUUUGGUUUAGAACAUGUCCAUACAAUGUUUAGCUUGUUACGCUAAAUAAUUUCUAUUCAUAUUUAGAAACUACAAGCCACCUUUGUCCCUCAGUAUGACGACAGGCAAGCGUCAUGUUCAGUUCAGGUGACUGUUUCCUUUCUUCUAAACAGAUGUUUUACCAACACUGAGAGAAUCUAACAUGAGCUCAUUAAUCUCUCCAUCUUUGAAGGACAGUCGGGGCUCAAUUACGAGUGUCAGCCUUUUUUACUUGAUUAUUCAUAUAUUCAUAUUCAUAAAUAUGAAUACCUGGAAAAAAAUCUGAUAUUACAGAAAGAUCCAGAAAAUAUCUGAAAAUAUCAAAUGACAUACAAAACAAUAAAAAGGUGUUUACUGCAGUAAACUAUAUAACAAAAUAAUCACAUAAUUUCAACAUGAUUCCUCCGAAAUUCUGUUCUCAAAAGAAGCCAUUUUGUACAGAUGUUGUACAGAUGCAUUUCAUUUUUUUCUCUUUUAUAUCUGUAAGCUGUAAAUGUUAAUACUCAAAGGAAAUAAAGUCUUGAAAUAAAUAUAACUUUGGUGUAUUAAAAUGA